CAAUUUCAGAUUUUUUUUUACCGUUAUAAUUGUUUUUGUAAAAUGUGUUAGUCGAGUUACUUUUUAAUAUCUCAGUGUUUUACAAAUUUUUAAUAAAUAUAUUUUUAUAAAUCUGAGCCAUGCGCAUACCGGAUGAUGUUAUAUGUAAAGUUUGCCAAGGUGUUUUUUGUUGUGCUGAAUGUCGUCACAAACAUGAAAUAAAAAAUCAUGCCAUAGUUGUUCGCAAACCUAUUAUAAUUCAGACUGCGAAUGGUGAUCAUGAAGAAUCCGAAAAUGUGAAUGAUACAGAAACAGCUUUCGAAACAAUUUAUCUCUUUUGCCCAAUCUGCGAAAAGCGACCCUUGCCAUUGCAGCCCGAAUUAAACAAUGAAAUGCUCUUGCACAUAGAGCUAAAUCAUUUGCCAUUGCGAUGUCGGAAAUGCUAUAAAAUUUACAACAAAAUUAAUGAUCUUAAAGAAUUUUCAAAAUGUAUACAUCCUAGCGCCGUAUGCCAUAGUCAGGAAACAUUAGCAUUAAAUCAAUCUUGUAAUACAGACGAAGCUUCAAAGUUAACAGUUACCAAGGCUCCAAUGCCUCAUUGUAUGACAUCACAAAACUCUCCUAUGAGACGUCACGAUUUUAAUGAAAGUCAUAUGACACCAAUAUCGAUUAUCAAUAUGCGUUGGAAAGCCAAAAGUAAAUUAACACACGAAGAGUUUAUAAGUGAUAGUGUUUCGUCAAUAAAAAAUAUAUCGUCUAUAAGUAAUUCCUCAAUUAGGCGUAGCAUGGGUGUGACCUCGGCGGUAAAGGGUAAGGUUAUACGUUGUUCUUCAACACCAGUGCACCUGGAGAUGGUAUUUGCAAAGCCAAAAGAGCAAACAUUUAAUGCGACUGGAGGUGGUCAUAUGUCAAGUAUUCAAUACAAUAGCAGUUGUGAAUCGGACAAUAGUCCAGCAUUUCCACAACCAAGCAGUCAAGCUCUUGAGCCAGUCAAUCGUUAUAUGAAAGUUGCCGGAUCUCGUCCCAGAAUUUCUGCGGUUACACCAUUACGUCAGGUUAUGUCUAAAAGUAUUCAAAAAGCUUUUGCAGAACAUGGUCUUCCAGCGUCUACUGCUGUGAGAGGUUCUAAUGCUUUUCAACGUAAAAAGAUGUUCGAUAACACUUCAUCGCCUGAAGUUAACGACGAACAAUCUCCACAACAUCCUGCCCUAGAUUUACGUUUAUCGCCGGCCGUCAGACGUAGUCAAAGCGAAAGUGUAGAAUCCUUGCAGCAGCAAAUAAUAUGUACCCAGCAAAAGCAACGUAAUGAUUUACCGAAUUUACGACGUAAAAUUUUGCUAUCGGCCCAAAAACAUACAACCGAGUCUAUUGUUAUAACACGUACGGAACAUUUGGCUAGUGUUUCAUCUUCUAAUUCUGCAUCUAGUUCAAAUGGUAGCAUAAAUUCAGUAAAGCCCUACGCUAGCUCCACAAACUCUUCCUAUCAAUCGGCAGGGUCAAAUAGUACAGGUGGUUCAGUAUUCAAGUCAUGUAGCAGCGUCGAAAUUAUUACUGCCACCACAGAACAGAUCCAACAGUUACAAUCCUAUGACAGUGGAAACGUACGACACACAGCAAUGCCACCCUUAACUCCUAUAACUCGUAUACCAGGCGCAAUCAUACACAAGAAGUUAAUAAAAUUUGAGACACCUAAAAUUGAAUCGUGUGACUCGCGUGAUUCUCAAAAUUCUCCGAAUGAUGUGUUUUUUACCCCUAAUGCUACACCUACACAUAAAAACCACGAAAAUGAUUUGGCUGAAAUUAAACAACGUAAGGAUUUGGUAAAACAAAAUCUGAGUGGACGAUUUUCACCACUACGAAGGCCUUCAAUAAAAGAAUGUGCCCAUAGUACUGCUUUCAGUCGUAUAGAAAAUAUAACGACAGAUUUCGAUGAUGAUGUAGAUGUCAUUGAUGAUGAAAAUGAUGAAGUGUUUUUGCCAGAAGAACCAGAUAAGUCGUUACAAAAGUCUAGUGAUGUUAAAAAAACAAUUGAACCUCAACAGUCCAGUGGUUUGUGGUCUUUAAUGACUUCUGUAAUGCGUUUACCAUCACGUAAAGGAUCAAAUCCAAAGGAAUCGCCAAAAAACGAUUCAUAUGUAUUAGUUGAUGCUAAUUCAAAUUCUAUAAUCAAGAGAUGUGCCUCAAUUGCGGGUUCUUUGGUCAGAUCUAAGCCAUUAGUAGAUGAAAAUGAGCUGAGUUCAUUAAAACGCAAACGCACUUAUACUACAGAUAACCAAUCGACCUCAGCAUAUUUGUCACAAUUGAAUAAUUCGGAAGCAACAUCUCCUACCUCAGAUUUGAAUACUUCAUCCAAACGGUUCCGUAUACACGCACGUCGUCCUAUAGAUCGUAUGCGUUUAAAUAGUUAAUAUAAUUUUAUGUGAUUAUUUUUGAAAUGUUUUAAUUAUUUAUGU
Messenger RNA from Calliphora vicina (urban bluebottle blowfly), 2432 nucleotides. It is a transcript of the gene fs(1)Ya, whose product is annotated as female sterile (1) Young arrest. Lineage: Eukaryota; Metazoa; Arthropoda; Insecta; Diptera; Calliphoridae. The record is from RefSeq and is a predicted model, not a curated record. Bases 120 to 2387 code for a protein of 755 amino acids. The transcript has 4 exons.